This is a messenger RNA of Pipistrellus kuhlii (Kuhl's pipistrelle), 1453 nucleotides long. It is a transcript of the gene LRRC25, whose product is annotated as leucine rich repeat containing 25. The transcript is spliced from 3 exons. The record is from RefSeq and is a predicted model, not a curated record. NCBI's taxonomy places the organism in Eukaryota, Metazoa, Chordata, Mammalia, Chiroptera, Vespertilionidae. Bases 322 to 1242 code for a protein of 306 amino acids.
GAAGUGCGCUGAGGGACAGCAGGCGGCGAGGAUGCCUGGGGUCCAGCGAGAGGGAAGCGGCGCCCUGCCCCCUCCCGUGAGACUCCGGCCCCGAGGCUUGCAGAAGGGCGGGUCUUCGCUGUGUCUUCUUCAUUCUCGCCCUCGGCGGUCCGCCCGGGCUCCAGUUCCUCUUCCCCUGCGCCGCCGGGUGCGGAGCCUCCGGAGCCACAGGGACCCGCCGCGGGGACCGGAGAGGGGCCGCCGGCUGAGCGCCCGCCCGGGGCCGGGUGACCCACCGCUGAGGUCCUCCGCGCGGAGCUCCAGCACCGCCAGGUCGCUUGAAUGGGGCGCGCCCUGCCAUGGGCGCUGUGGUUGCUGCUGCUCCUGCAGGACCCAUGCAGCCUGGGGCUGUCCUGCAACGUGUCCUCGGAGGACGUGGACUGGAACGCUGAGUUCACAGCCACCUGUCUGAACUUCAGCGGCCGAGGCCUGAGCAUCCCCAGGAACGGGUCUCUGCAGGCCAGCGGCGUGCUCCUCCUGGACCUGUCUGGGAACGGCCUCCGGGAGCUCCCGUGGUCCUUUUUCGCCCGCCUGGGGAACCUGCAGAUCCUCAACGUGACCCACAACCCGCUGGACCGCGUGGACGCGGAGCUGGCCGAACGCUGCGCCCUGGACCUGCAGGCGGACUGCCGCUGCGCCCUGGCCUCCUGGCACCGGGUCCGGCAGGACAACUGCUCUGACCAGCUGCCCCUGCAGUGCCUGGAUGCGGGCACCUUCGCCUGGCGCAACCUCUCUGCCUUCCUGGAGGUCAGCUGUCCCCCUGGCCUGAGCGUGGCGGCCAUCGGGGCGCUGGCGGCCGGUGGGAGCCUGCUCCUCGGGCUCGCCGUAGCUGGCUCAUUGCUGCUCUGGAGAGCCCGGUCACGCUGGUCACCCAGGAGACAGAGCCAGGACAAAACGUGGGCUGCCCCGGGGGGGCCCAGGCCCAGCUCAGGCUGGCAGACGAGAUACAGUAGCCGGAGCCUCAGCCUUCAUCAACCAGAAGCCACCCUGCCCAGACCCCCCACACCUGACUACGAGAAUGUGUUCAUAGGCCAGCCGCCUGCCAACCACCAGCCGACCAAACACGGGCCUCACCCUUCAGAGGACACCGACUGCUACAUGAACUACGAGGACCUCCGCCGAGCCUCCCAGCCCGUCUACGGGAACCUGCAGUACCCCGGCCAGGGCCCGGCGGCCGAAGAUGAGUACGUGAUCGGGCACUGAGCCGGAACUCCAGCCUGCCCCCUUCCAGACCUCCCCUGGCCUCAGUCUCCCAGCCUGAGGAAUGGGGACAGGGAAGAACUGUCUUUGCAAGCCCUCUCCCCAGCUCCCGCUCUGCUCUUCAGACCCCUGAAGAGGAGACUCCAACACAGACACAGGGGUUCACGAUGUCAACUCCAUUGUCACCUUCCUCUCGGUGUACAGGUGGUGCCCA